Sphaeramia orbicularis (orbiculate cardinalfish) is the source of this 3515-nucleotide messenger RNA. RefSeq names its product protein NLRC3-like. The transcript is spliced from 6 exons. The record is from RefSeq and is a predicted model, not a curated record. NCBI's taxonomy places the organism in Eukaryota, Metazoa, Chordata, Actinopteri, Kurtiformes, Apogonidae. Gene Ontology annotation, molecular function: protein binding. The annotation marks the transcript as partial.
GAGAACAUCUGCACUUUUGUCAAGAACGAACUGAAGAAGUUCCAGCAGGUUCUGAGUCCAGAUUACCCAGAAUGCUUAGAGAGUCUGAAGGAUGAGGAUGAAGAGCAGAGGAGGAGCUCCGAGGCUUUUCUGCAGAUCACACUGAACUUCCUGAGGAGGCUGAAGCAGGAGGAGCUGGCUGAGCGUCUGCACCGCAGAAGUCAGUCUGGAGUUCAGCAGCGGAAACUGAAACGUAACCUGCAGCAGAAGUUUGAGUGUGUGUUUGAGGGCAUCGCUAAAGCAGGAAACCCCAAAACCCUCCUGAACCAGAUCUACACAGAGCUCUACAUCACAGAGGGAGGGGCUACAGAGGUCAACCAGGACCAUGAGGUCAGACUGAUUGAAAGAGCAUCCAGGAACCCACACAGACCACCAACAACCAUCACAUGUGAAGACAUCUUUAAAACACCAGCUGACAGAGAUCAGCCAAUCAGAACGGUGCUGACAAAGGGCGUGGCCGGCAUCGGGAAAACAGUGUCCACACAGAAGUUCAGUCUGGACUGGGCUGAAGACAAAGCCAACCAGGACAUCCACUUCAUAUUUCCAUUCACCUUCAGAGAGCUGAAUGUGCUGAAACAGAAGAAGUUCAGCUUGGUGGAACUGGUUCAUCACUUCUUCACUGAAACCACAGAAGCAGGAAUCUGGAUCUUUGAAGACCUCCAGGUGGUGUUCGUCUUAGACGGUCUGGAUGAGUGUCGACCUCCUCUGGACUUCAACAACACUCAGAUCCUGACUGAUGUGACAGAGUCCAGCUCAGUGGAUGUGCUGCUGAUGAACCUCAUCAGGGGGAACCUGCUUCCCUCUGCUCGCCUCUGGAUAACCACACGACCUGCAGCAGCCAAUCAGAUCCCUGCUCAGUGGGUGGACAUGGUGACAGAGGUCAGAGGGUUCAAGGACCCACAGAAGGAGGAGUACUUCAGGAAGAGGUUCACAGAUGAAGAACAGACCAACACAAUCAUCUCCCACAUCAAGAGGUCACGAAGCGUCCAUAUCAUGUGUCACAUCCCAGUCUUCUGCUGGAUCACUGCUACAGUUCUGGAGGACGUGUUGAAGACCACAGACAGAAGACAACUGCCCAAGACCCUGACUGAGAUGUACAUCCACUUCCUGGUGGUUCAGGCCAAAGUCAAGAACAUGAAGUAUGAUGGAAGAUCUGGGACAGAUCCACACUGGAGUCCAGAGACCAGGAAGAUGAUUGAGUCUCUGGGAAAACUGGCCUUUGAGCAGCUGAAGAAAGGAAACCUGAUCUUCUAUGAAUCCGACCUGACAGAGUGUGGCAUCGAUAUCAGCUCAGCCUCAGUGUACUCAGGAGUGUUCACACAGGUCUUUAUAGAGGAGAGUGGACUGUACCAGGACAAGAGGUUCUGCUUCAUCCAUCUGAGUGUCCAGGAGUUUCUGGCUGCUCUUCAUGUCCAUCAGACCUUCACCAACACUGGAGUCAAUCUGCUGUCAGAAGAACAAACCACAUCCCAGAGGUCUGGAUCUGCAGAGGCACAGUUCUACCAGAUCGCUGUGGACCAGGCCUUACAGAGUCCAAAUGGACACCUGGACCUGUUCCUCCGCUUCCUCCUGGGUCUGUCACUGCCGACCAAUCAGAGUCUCCUACAAGGUCUGAUGAAACAGACAGGAAGUAGCUCAAAGACUAAUCAGGAGACAGCUAAGUACAUCAAGAAGAAGAUCAAUAAGAAACUGUCUGUAGAGAAAAGCAUCAACCUGUUCCACUGUCUGAAUGAACUGGAGGAUCGAUCUCUGGUGGAUCAGAUCCAACAGUACUUGAGAUCUGGACGUUUCAACUCAGAUGAGCUGUCUCCUGCUGGUUGGUCAGCUCUGGUCUUCAUGUUACUGUCAUCAGAUAAAGAUCUGGAUGAGUUUGACCUGAACAAAUACUCUGGUUCAGAGGAGGCUCUUCUGAAUUUGCUGCCAGUGGUCAAAGCCUCCACCAAAGCUGUGUUGAGGAUCUGUAACCUGUCAGAGAGAAGCUGUGAAGGUCUGUCCUCAGUUCUCAGAUCCCAGUCUUCUAGUCUGAUUCAUCUGGACCUCAGCAACAACGACCUGAAGGAUUCAGGACUGAAAAUCCUGUCAGAUGGACUAAGGAGUCCAGACUGUAAACUGGAGACUCUCUGGUUGAGUAUCUGUAACCUGUCAGAGAGAAGCUGUGAAGGUCUGUCCUCAGGUUUCAGAUCCCAGUCUUCUAGUCUGAUUCAUCUGGACCUCAGCUCCAAUGACCUGAAGGAUUCAGGACUGAAGAUCCUGUCAGAUGGACUAAGGAGUCCAGACUGUAAACUGGAGACUCUCAGGUUGGAGCCCAGUGGAGUCCGAUGGUUGAGACCAGGUCUGAGGAAGUAUUUCCGUGAACUCACCCUGGAUCCAAACACAGUGAACGAACAACUCAGACUGUCUGAAAACAACAAGAAGGUGGAACGAGUGGAGGAGCUUCAGUCAUAUCCUGAUCAUCAGGACAGAUUUGACUUCUAUCCUCAGCUGAUGUGUUCAACUGGUCUGACUGGUCGCUGUUACUGGGAGGUCCAGUGGAGUGGAUGGGUGGAAGUAGCAGUGACUUACAGAGGAAUCAGAAGGAAAGGAGAGAGUGACGACUGUAGGUUUGGAAGAAAUGAUCAGUCCUGGAGUCUGGAGUGUUAUAGAGGAGGAUACAGUGUCUGGCAUAAUUACAAAUACACACGCCUCCCUCUGUCCUCCUCCUCCUCCUCCUCCUCCUCCUCCUCCUCCUCUGGUACAGUAUCAGUGUAUGUGGACUGUCCUGCUGGAUCUGUGUCCUUCUACAGAGUCUCCUCUGACAAACUGAUCCACCUCCACACCUUCAACACCACAUUCACUGAACCACUGUUUGGAGGAUUUAGACUGUGGACUGAAUCCACAGUGUGUUUGUGUGAUGUGUAGUUGUGUGUGUGUAGUUGUGUUUCAGACUGAACCCUACACACCUCUACCAUCCCAGUCAAAUAAACACUAUCACAACUCUCUGAUAAUGAGGCAGAAGAACAGAAUGAUACUGGAUUCCUGGUGUCUGUGGUCCUGGUUCCGUCGGUUCCUUUCCAACAUUAGAAACACACUGAGAUGAAGGUGGAUGGAAAUGUCUGUUUGUUCCAUUUGAUAUGUUCAUUGAAUUAUUUCAUUUUACUGAGCUGUAGAAGAGCUGAUCCAUAGAAUAGAGUCCCAUUUGUUCCUGUUCAUUGGUGUCUUUUCUGGAUUUGUUCAUUUGUUUCAAACACUGUUUGUAAAACGCUGAUUUUUGACUCACAUCGUUGGAACUAAACAUGGUGGUGUUUGUCGUGUUUGUUCAUGUCGUUCAUGUCUUUGGACGAGGAACAGCAGGUCGUCCACAAACCACCACAUGGGUGGGUCCAUCCCUGGAGGACGUCCACUUGUCCAAGUGUCCUUGAAUGUGGCAUGAAAAUUGGUCGAGGACAAAACUGGAUGAAUCCAACUGUAAUGUUCCCCCUUCACAGUCCAGUGAAACA